AUGCCGGUGGAGCGUGAGAGAGUCGCUCCUGCCCGGCUGAAGCGCUCCAACACGGCGGGCGAGAGGCCCGCUGAGCGGGCCGCCCCCGCACGUGGGAAGCAGCUUAGCAAGAGGGGCAGUGCCCCCUCCGCACCUUGGGACCCCUGGGCAUCCGACUCCGAGGAAGAGUCCAGAAAACCCCCACCAGCCGCGAGGCGACAGCCUCCAAAACAGCCAGUGCCGAAAGCAGCCUCAGAAAGGCUACCGGCGGAGGCCCCCUGCCGGCCAAAUCCGUUGCUGGCCCGGGCAAAGACGCCCACGAGGAAGACGCGACUCGACAGCCAGGAUACCACCAGCACCGUGCAAGCGAGCGACAUAGCCACUGGAGGGCAGGUGUCGCAGCAGCCUUCACCUCCUACCACCUACUCUCCAGACGACGUGCGGGCAUCUCCAUGGAGCACAGGCUCCCGCUCGCCCUCGCGGCCAAACCCGCUUCUGCCAAGCUCGCGCUCACCCUCGCAGACGCGCCAGGCGACAGAGAGCGGCUCGAUGACCCCAAGAGGAGUCCACAAAGAGCGGUCGGGCAGUCGGAAGAGGACAGACGGCGAGCGCAGCCCCAGAACACCCGAGACGACUGACCCGGCUCUCUAUCUGCAGUCCUUGUUCCCGGAGUCUUCGCAGUCGCCGCCAUCAUCUCCCCCGAGUCCCUCUUUGACACGCACGGAGCAGCGGCACAAGGCGGUGGCACGAAGUCUUUCUCGCCUCUUCUCCGAUGAUGAGUCCCUGGUGAAGCAGGAGCCGCCGAAGAAAGCCGCGGCGCGACCGACAGCGAGCCGGCCGCCGGCUACAGGCAGCGUCCCGAAGCCCGUCGCGGAGGCCAAGUCGCGUGGACGAUCGCAGCCGGGACGUCGGGUGACGGAAUUGAAGGCCGCCUCCGAUGCGGCUGGAGGUGGGGUGCCUCUUGGCAAGGCCAAGAAGCCCGCAUCAAGCACCUCCCGGCCGCGCAAGACUACCAGUGCCAAAGCCGACAUCUUCGUGGAAAGGCCCAAGCCACAGGUGCUCGGCCGUGGCAGCCCCCAAGCUUCGCAGGAGCUGGACUCCACAACCGCCAGCUCGGCGGCCGCAGAGGAGGAUUCCGAGAAGGCGCACCUAAGCCGGACAAAUGAGCUCCUGACGACCUUUGGUCGUGAUGAUGAGUUCUCCUUUGUAGCCGAGUCGAGUCCACAGGAGAGCCUUGAGACGCCCCCACCCAGACCGGCGCAGAAGCUGGAGGUUCCAGUCUCCACCCAGCGCACGGCCUUUAAGGAGAAGGUGUUCUCCUUCGGGGCCCAGGAGGAGCCUGGCUUCCUCCACACCAUGGAGAAGUCGCUGACCGCCGACCUACAGGCUUCGGCUCCAGUUCAGGCAGACCCCUUUGAAAUCCGGAAGCCACGCGGUCGCUUUGCCGAUGGUCCUAUGCCGGUGAAGGAGGGCUCGGUCCCCCGGACACCCAACACAAAUGUUCGGCUCCCCCGCUUCCGCGAGUUGCCCCGCUGCCCCGUGGUGAGCCGGAAGUCCUUCAAGGCAUCUGACCGCAUGCUUGGCUGCCCUGUGCCAGAGUACGCGGAUGUCCUUCGAGUCGUUCAGGCACAGCUGGUCUUGGGACACGGCUGGCCAUCUGACAUGCCCUCGACGUCAAUCCUGUGUUCGCUGAUGUGUUGGUUCCUGCCAUACCUUCUUCUGGUUGCAGCAGCUCUUCUUGCCGCUGUCAUAGGUCUGAAAAUGCAGGCCUUUGUUGCUCUUGCUCCGCUGGCUCUGCUACUGCACGUGGCCCAGGCCCUGCGGCGGGGGCUCUGGGAUCGGCGAUUGCUGGCGGCCGUCGACCAGGCGGCCUCGGCGGACCUCCGGGAUCAGCUAAGGGCUCCCCUGGGCUGGGGGGAGGAAGGUCAGGUCUUCUCCGCCAACCUCAACGCAGCUCUCCAGGCUGUCAACUUGCCGCCCAAUGCUCUGCUCCUCCCGGCCCCAGGCCAGCUGACAUGGAAGCGUUCCAUGCUGUUCGCGGUGCUUCUCCUGGUGCCGGGGGCGGGAUUGCGCGCCUCGCGCGAAGCUCUGGAUCGACCGGCGGAUUUUCCGGAGGUUGCUUUGGUAACGCUCUGCUCCCUGCUGCUGGUGGCGUUUGAAUGCCGUCCUUCGAAGGAACUCAGGCGGUCGGAGCUCGUCGACCAGCGUCUCGAGGCGCUGGAGGCUGGCUUCAAUGCCAUGCUCGACACCUUGCGACCUCUGCUCGGUCAAAGCGGCAGGCCCGCGUUCGCCACCCAAGCUCAGGCCAAGGUUCCCGGAGGCAUUGGUCAGCCGGCUCUGCUGGAGCGGUUUAGCGUGAGGCUGAUUACCGCAGAGAGGUUCACGCUGCGGGGGAGCCUGACCAUCCUCCAGGAGCAGUGCGGCAUUCUGGUCAGCUGCCCAUUGGGGGACUUUGACCUGGUGGCCAACGGCCUUGAAGGCGCCUUGCCUGCGGACCUGGGCAAAACGGCUGCCGGCGAGGGAGAGAGCAUGGCGCUGUCGCCCCAACCGGCCUCCGGAUGGGCCGCCGCGCUGGCUGCUCGCUUUACGAGCCGCGAAGCGCGGCCGCGUCGAGACGACGAUCUGGCGAGUGUGUCGACGGCCAGCACGCUCACGCGCGGAAAGGGCCAGGUCGAUGAGGCCUCCCUUCACCUCGCGCUGGCCAUGGUGGCUGCCCUCAGCCGCUGCGGGAGUCAGCCUCUGGAGGUCUUCCGUGCCCUGGGCUCGGGCUCCGCGGUGGUCCCCCCGAAGGUCUCCUACGAUGAGCCCUCCCUGGUCCUGGCGAUGGCCGAGGAUCAGCUGAGCUGCCAUCCGUGCCACCAGGGCGUUUCGCAGGGCGGCGGCUGCUUCCAGGGAGCAGGAGGGUUGGUCAUCAAGGACCGUUUCGGAGUUGUUCGCGAUCCUGGGGAGAUGCGCCAGCUCUGCACGGAUGAGGAAAUGGGGCACUCUCUUUCCACUUCUUGGGUACAGCUCCUCGUCAGCGACUCCCACGACUCCCCGCGGAGCUCCGCGGCUUCACAGGGCAGCGGCAGCGAGGAUGAGCUGAGCCACGCCGGUGCAAGCAAGUGGCCAUCGUCAACCAGGUCAAACAGCCGCGGCACCAAGCUCUUCUCCGUUGCCCCGCAUCACUUGGCGCUGGUUUUCGACUCUUUCGCAGCCCGAGAUCGCUGUCUUGAGCUCAUCCGGCAAGUGCUGCCGCUGCCCACGCCCACCGCCAGCCGCUCCAAGUGCUUUCCGGCAUCGCCACCUUGA
Molecule: messenger RNA, 3270 nt
Organism: Symbiodinium natans
Lineage: Eukaryota; Dinophyceae; Suessiales; Symbiodiniaceae
Source: the annotation of a GenBank genome assembly